AUGCAAUUUGAAACCUACCACUUUAUAAAGUAAUUUAUUUGUCUAAACUUCAAGUUAAAUGUAGAACGAAAAGAUAUAAUUUUUCUGGUUAAGUUACUAUCAAUUGAAUUGCAGCUUUUGAAUCUAGGGUUCCAAAAAUAUUUUCAAACUAUUGCAAGGAAGAGCAGGCUGUAAAUAGCUAAAUAGCAAUAAUCUCACCUUUUUUAAUAAGAUUACAAAUCAAUAGUACUUAAACUUUAAGUACUUGAAGAAAGCAACUAGAAUGUAAGAAUUUUUUGCAUGAGUGAAAGUUUGAGUUCUGUUGAUAUUUAUCAAUCUAGGGGACUGAGUUCCUGCAAGACAGUCUCAAAAUUGGAAUCGGUUACUAAGGCUUCAAAAGGAGCUCUCUCCCACGAAACUCCUCCUAGCAGCUAUAUUAAUUCAAGCCAAGUCAGACAUGCCAUACAUGAGCCAGUUUCUCCAAUAGAUAAUUUACUGAGCAAGUUCAUCAGUUUCAUUAUAAGAUAGAACCUGAUUGUGGAAUAUUUAGUUAAUAAGUGA
Messenger RNA from Stylonychia lemnae, 540 nucleotides. Lineage: Eukaryota; Ciliophora; Spirotrichea; Sporadotrichida; Oxytrichidae. The record is from the annotation of a GenBank genome assembly.